GAACGAGCUGGAUCCAAAUCGCACGUAGACUUUUGAUCCGGGUCAUAUUAAGAACACGAAGAACACUUGUCUUUGUCGAAAUCAAUUUAAAACUAUAAACGUAAUUAAUAAACCACGUUUUUGUUUUCGACCAGAAUGUUAGUUUAUUUUAACCCAGAUCAGUGUCUUCUGCUAAUAAAAAGGCGGUAAAAUUAACUAUCGUCACACGUAGCAUGUGUUUAACGUUUUAUUAAGUGUAAAUUAAUGCACGACAAAUAUAGAUGUGUACAUCAGAGUACCAGGCAACGUUGCGAAGUGACUGGAGUGAGUUCUCACUGCGCGUGAAACCCGGCAGGGUGCAGCCAUACCAGGCGGGAAUUGAGGCACCGCAGACCCCGGUGAAACACAAUAUGGGUCAUGUGACACCCCGCUACACACUGCGUUACUGUGGGGAGGCAGAUAACUCCAUUGAGCAUGAUGUCUUUGUAAUCUUGAUGUCGUACCCUGAGGGACAACAAAGGUUACUAGAGAGGAUGGCUGAGCAGGAGAAGAUGCAGCUCCAUAACAACAAGAAACAGCUCCAUGACAACAAGAAACCCUUGCCCCAACAACCAUCCCAACACAGGCCUAGCUUAGGCAAGACUAGAACCAAAAGGAAGUCAAUUAACAAACAUAGAAUGUUACAAAACACUGCAAAAUCAUGGUCACAAAUGAAGAAAAUGAGAUUAAAAAAUAUGCUUGCAAAGUAUAAAUCAAGAGGGAAACAACAUGAAGUGAUUGAAUGUCAGAGUUCAAAGAUUUUGAAAGUCUCUGAUAUUUAUACGAGCUGUGAUGAUGACACUGAUGAGCUGGAGUCUGAUGAUGAGCAGCUUAGCAGAAAGGGCCACAGGUUAGCAGACAGUGACAGUGAGGGAGAGCAGGUUGGCAGAAGGGGCUACACCUCAGCAGACAGUGAGGGAGAGAAGCUUGGCAGAAGGGGCUACAUCGUGGAAGACUGUGAGGGAGAGAAGCUUGGCAGAAGGGGCUACAUCUCAGCAGACAUUGACAGUGAGGGAAAGAAGCUUGGCAGAAGGGGCUACAUCUCAGCAAACAGUGACAGUGAGGGCACCUGUUCUAUAGGGACAUGUGAGAAUGACAUUGAUGACACAGCUAAAGGCGCCAAAGAAGACGUUCAUAAUGCUGAAGACAGAAAUGUAGAAGUGGUGGCCACGGAAGAGAGCUGUUGGUUGAUGGAGAAAAGUCUGUCAGGAUUUUGUAAGAGACAGGAUGAAUCACGGCAUGGUAAUGAUGAUUGCAGGGCUGGGGUUGCACACAGGAAAGGAGAAGACAGACCAGAAAAGAGUAUUGAGCUGUCCGAUGUGUUUACAAAGGAUAAUUGCUGUGAUCCCCUUGCCAAUCUUGAAGAUUUGGAGCAAGCCUUGUUUGGUAAAUCAGAGUCAUCUUUCCUGGAGAUGCUGACAACAUCCGAUGUCCUAGGACCCUUCUUGGACAGACAGGAACUUGGUACUUUCAUGGAUAGAAAAAUACAUGACAAGGAGGUUCUAGCAGUGGGAAGCCUGGUGUGGGGUAGAUUUUCGAAGGUGAUCUGGUGGCCAGGGAUCAUCAUUCAGGGCCCCAUGGCAGGGCAAAGGGAGGCACGACAUGGAUGGACGUGGAUGAUGUGGUUUGGAGAUUUUACAAUUUCUGAGAUGCGGCUCAGUCAGGUGGAGCCAUUUACAAAAGACUUCAGACAGAAGUGCCAGGGCAAGCGGUCUGAUUGCUUGGAGUCUGCUAUUGUGCAGGCUUUACAGGAGUGCUGCCGCCGUGCUUGUCUCGAUGUUGGAGACUAUGAGAGUGUGAGGGUAUGGGGUCUUCAAGAGAGUAGGUUUACAGACCUUGUACAGGCAGCAGAUGAUGUUGGGGUGGACCUCUUCACACCUGGACCAGGUAUAGAGUUUCCCUCAUUUGUGGCUGAAAGGCUUGAAAAACUUAGACAUGACAAUGAAAGAGAUCUCAUUGACAGUGCUGCAGAAAACACUGAGGAUAGGUUCUCAGAUGCAGUCUGUUUGUCCUGUGGAAAGUUUGUCAGCCAGCUACUGUCAAAUCACCCACUCUUUGAAGGACAAGUGUGCAGCAGAUGUAAGGAUCUCCUUCAGGAGAAACUGCUUCUCCUGGACAAUGAUGGAUUCAAUAUGUUCUGUGUGGUGUGUGGUGGAGGGGAGGAGCUGUUCAUGUGUGAAGAGGAGGGCUGUGGAAAGUCAUUUUGUGUUGAAUGCAUCCGAGACAGCUUGGAGGAGGACAGCUUCCUCAAGGUGCGUGUGAUGAGCCCCUGGCUGUGUAUGCUGUGUACCAUGUACUCGGAGAAUACUCAUGGGGAUCUGAUUCCUCGACUUAACUGGCCGCAAGCCAUGGUCUCCUUCUACACUGAACACCUUGCACAGCCUGGUCAGGUGCUUCAGAUAGCAGAUGAUUUGCCUCCCCUUAUUGGUCCUAAACAGCGUUUGAGAGUGCUAUCCCUUUGUGACGGUGUAGCUGCUACAUUGGUUGCCCUGCAAACCCUCUGUGUAGACAUGGAGACCUACUAUGCAUGUGAGACAGACCCCGCCGCCAUUCAAGUGGUACAGUUCCAGCAACCAAACUGUGUGACCAACAUCGGCAGCGUUUAUGACCUUAAUAAGGAAAAGUUGAAGACCCUGCUGCCCCUGCAUUUGGUGGUGUGUAACCUACCUGGCGAGGACUGUGAUGUCAACCAUGAUCCAGACACAGGGGGUUUCAAUGGAGGUGGUGUGCUGGCCUGCAAGCUGCUGCUGAUCCUGAAGGACAUCACUGUGCUGCAAGGCUUGCAGGGGGAGCCACUCUGGCUGCUCACUACACCUGCCACUCUAACAACACACAUCACCAAACAACUGACACAACUUUUUCAGAUUGGGCCCAGUCUCUGGGACGCAGGGUGGUUCUCUCCCUUGCAUUGUCCUGUUUUGGUGUGGGGAAAUCUUCCAAAUAUACACAGCUCCUGCCAGUAUGCUGAUAGCUCCCAGGAGAGUCAGACCCUGGACUCAUGCCUUGUGAGAAGCCUUAACAGGACUGCCAGAGUGCCUAAGCUCAGGCUUUGUGCAGUUAUAAAACAAGGAAAGCAACCAGUGCUUGAAAACAAAAGUGAGGCAACUGAAGAGCCGGUUGAUGAUGUUGGUGCUGUUGCAGCAGAUGGAAUCAGAAGUAACAUGCAAAGCUCUAGUGCUAGCUUCAGCUACCCUGUGUUGAUGGACAACAAACCAUGUGGCAUCUGGACUAUAGAGAUUGAAAGAGCCAUUGGCUUACCAGAGCACUACACAGAUAUCUCUAGGCUGGGCAGCAAGGAGCGGGUGUGCCUGCUGAAGCAAACUCCUUCUGUUGUCCUGCUCACACACCUUAUGCAAUCUCUCACCCAGAGGUUUGCUUUGAAGCAGGAAUAGAUCACUACAUGACAUUCCACUCACCGAGUGGUUUGCCUUCAAGAAGGAAUAGAUUACUACAUGACAUUGCACUCACUGAGUGGUUUGCCUUGAAGCAGCAAUAGAUCACUUCAUGACAUCGCACUCACUGAGUGCUUGACCUUGAAGCAGGAAUAGAUCCCUACAUGACAUUGCACUCUCUGAGUGGUUUGCCUUGAAGCAGAAAUAGAUCACUACAUGACAUUGCACUCUCUGAGUGGUUUGCCUUGAAGCAGAAAUAGAUCACUACAUGACAUUGCACUCUCUGAGUGGUUUGCCUUGAAGCAGAAAUAGAUCACUACAUGACAUUGCACUCCCUGAGUGGUUUGCCUUGAAGCAGGAACAGACCCCUACAUGACAUUGCACUCUCUUAGUGGUUUUUCUUGAGGUAGGGUUAGAUCUCUCUUACAUUGCGCUCACUGAUUGGUGUGCCUUGAUGCAGGAAUAGAUCAAUCUAUGACAUCGCACAUUCUGAUUUUCAAGGCAGGUUUAGAUUGCAUAGUAUUUACUGAGUGGUUUGCCUUUAGGUAAAAAUAUAUCCCACAAUGAGAUAUGGAUGAUUGUAGGCGCAACUGUGACUAGAAGAAUUGUGUUGGCAAUUGAAUGUUAUCGAUAUUUAUUUUCUAGACCAAGGAAUGGUGCUACUGUAAACAUUUCACAAGGUUUGACAAAACUUGAAACUAGUUGAAAUAAAAGUGUUUGCUGGUAA
Molecule: messenger RNA, 4137 nt
Organism: Dreissena polymorpha
Lineage: Eukaryota; Metazoa; Mollusca; Bivalvia; Myida; Dreissenidae
Product: DNA (cytosine-5)-methyltransferase 3B-like
Exons: 21
Coding region: 261-3410 (1049 amino acids)
Biological process (GO): regulation of gene expression
Cellular component (GO): nucleus
Source: RefSeq, a predicted model, not a curated record